AUGGCAGAAUGGAAAACCAAACAGGCAGAUCACAACCACAGAUCUUUUCCUGGAUUUUUUAAAAAUACUGGAAAAAAUAAAAGACAUCUUGCCAGAAGUCACAGGCCAAUUGUACCAGCAAAAGCACAGAAAACCUUUGAUGUUUCUGUGUCUUUGCUGGGCUCUAAAUCCGAUACGACCCCUUCUAUAUCUGAAGAGCUGGAGCUCAUGCAAGCAGGGCUAGGAAAGAGGACCCUGUCCUUAACAUGGGAUACUACGCAUGCAGAGUUAUCAAGUUUACUGCAGGAAGCAUACUCAAAGAUGAGUGAUUUGGAAGACAGGUGGCUUCUUUUCAAAGCUGCAGGUGGGAACGGAAGGAGAAGAAUAUCUGUAAUACCUUUGGAGGCAGAGGGGUAUAAAGGAUCAGUGAUCAAAAGUGCUUCUGGUGGUGGGAAGAACUUGCUGUACAUCGUGCCAUUGCAAGAUGAGCUUGACAUGACACCGCUGCCACCAGAUGCUCCUGAAUUUGCCAGAAUGCCAAAGGCCACAUGUAAAAAAUGCAAGACUCUGAUGCCACUCCAGACACUGGCUUUGCAUUCUGACCAGUGUGACAGCGUGCAAAACUCAGAAAACUCUGAAAUUGAGGAAGAUGAUUUGUUUUUGAUAGAAGAGGCAACAUCUUCAAGGCCAAGCUGUAGUCUUGAAGGAACAUCAUCCAUUGUUGAACAUCAGGAGGCACUUGAAGCCCAGUGCCCAAUAUGUACCAAAACAUUUCCGGUGUCAGAAUUAGAACUGCAUGCCAGCUUUUGUGGAGAAAGUCUAGAUGGAGUUCCAGAAAAACUACCGUGCUCUGAUUUGGAUCAUAUCUCAUGGUAACCUGUUAUAUGUGAAAUAUUGUUACCAUAACUGUUUUCUAUUUGAAUAUAUGUUACAUUGUAAUUGUAAACUUUAAAAAAAAAAAAAAAACAUUUCAGGAUUCUUUGAUGAAUAGAAAAAGCAUUUAUCAGAAGUACAAAUCAUUUAACAUUAUAAAUGUCUUUAUUGUCACUUUUGAUCAAUUCAAUGCAUCCUUGCUGAAUGGAAGUAUUAAUUUCUUUCUAAAAAAAACUUACUGACCCCAAACUUUAGAACAGUAGUGUAUAUUGUUACAAAAUCUUUCAAUUUCAGAUAAAUGCUUUUCUUUUAACCUUUCUAUUGAUCAAAGUAUCCUGAGAAAAAAAAAAUAAAUUGCACACACCUGUUGUCAACAUUGAUGAUAAUCAGAAAUGUUUCUUGAGCAAAAAAACAGCAUAGUGCUAUAUUGUGACACUGAAGACUGGAGUAAUGAUGCUGAAAAUUUAGUUUUAUUGUUUUUAGCUUCAUACACGUACGUGUGUGUGUGUGUGUGUGUGUAUAAAAGUUUUGUUUUUACAGUGAGGAGGAUGUGAUUCGUCAUGCAGCAGCACAGAUAAACAUUUUUAAAAUAUUCGAAGUUUGUGUAUCACGAGAUAACAUUCUAGAGAGAGGCCUGAAGCUGUGGAAACGGCAAAAAACAGGAAGCCCAGUCAAUCCUUUGAAAAUCACCUUUCUUGGAGAGCCAGGAGUUGACACAGGGGCACUGAGGAAAGAAUUUCUGUCCAAUUGAAGAUGCAUCUGACCUGUCCAACUACACAAAAGAAAUCCUGGACUGUGGCUACACUGGACCAGUCAAUGUUGACCACAAGGAAAGCAUAUUAAGAGCUCUUGCUCUACAUAUUACAACAAAACGCAUCCCAAUGCUGCAACAACUGCGCGAGGGCCUUGAGAUAUAUGAUCUUAUUAAAGUCAUGCAGAGAAAGCCACAUGAGUGUCACGAUCUCUUCGUCAUAGGAUAUGAUGACAAAGUUGAUGCCCAUUACAUUUUAUCCCACCUGGCCCCAGAGAUGAGCCCAAGUGGUUCGAUUAAACAAGUGAAAGAGUCAAAAAUCAUGGAAUUCUUUCAAGAUUUCCUACUUGAGCUUGAAGACACACAACCAGAAGAUGGGGCAGCAGGAGAAACCUUGUCUGUACCGAAGAUAAUGCAGUGGAUGACUGGGCAAGCUCACAGGCAUCUGCUUGUAUCAGAAAGGGAGAAAUUUAAGAUAGUUAUUAAAUUUGAGCACUGCUG
This is a messenger RNA of Onychostoma macrolepis, 2104 nucleotides long. RefSeq lists its product as uncharacterized. The record is from RefSeq and is a predicted model, not a curated record. The coding region runs from base 1 to 855 and encodes 284 amino acids. The transcript has 11 exons. Lineage: Eukaryota; Metazoa; Chordata; Actinopteri; Cypriniformes; Cyprinidae.